AUGCACACUCCGCCGACUCCCUCUUCCGCCCGGCGCGCUUUCAAGCGCCGCCUGGCUCCAUGGGACGAGAACGACGAUGCGCUUGUCCUUCCCCCUGCCGUUCCGCCGACUCCAAGCUCAGUGCUGCGGUCCGCGCAGUGCCUCUCCGCCUCCCCCGCAUUCCCGCGCCUUGCGCCCCCUCCGACUCCGCUGCUUCUCGAGGAGGUCGACAGCGACAGCACCUGCAGCAGCCCCGUAAACCCCCACCGCGUUCCGCAAACCCCCCGGCUUUCCGCUCAGCCCACGAGCGCCCCUGCGGAAACGCCAGCGGAAGAUUCGCGCAAGCGCCAGCGCGCGCAGCCCUCACAGGUGCAGCGGCUUGAGGAGGUGUUUCAGGCGGCGGUAGCGCCGCAGGAAGGAUCCGCGCAUGGGGGAAAGGCGCAAGCAGGGGGGCAAGUUGUCGUGUCCCCGGAGAGGCAGUGGCAGCUGGCGGCGGAGCUGGGGCUUCUCCCCCGACAGGUCUCCGCGUGGUUCCAGACGCGGCAGCUGGAGUGGCAGGCGAAGCAGGGGGAGGCGGAGCUGCGGAAGAUGCGCGCGGCGCACGCGGGAUUGGCGGAGCAGUGCUGCGAGAUGCGGAACGACUACGAGCUGCUGAAGGGGGACUACGCGCAGAUGCUGCUACACAUUGCAAAGAUUCUCAACAAGAUCACGCAAAUCGAGAAUCUCCUUAACGCGGACGAGAAAAAAUCGAAGGCACGAAGCCCGUAUGUCCGUAAAGAGCUGAUUUCCCAUCCGCAUCAGACGGGCGCGGAUCAGAAUAGACACCGCGCGGAACGAGGUGAUCAGAAGGGGAUUGUGAUGGAAAUGGCGCAGGAAACCGCGGCUUGCGCGCAAUAUGUGAUGGAGUCACCUGCGGACGACAAAUCCCAGUGGGGAGAGGAAGCGGAGCAGCUCGUUUCCGUUUCCGCUUCCGCAGACACCAUAGGCAGCGACGGUGGAGCUCCGCGUGCGGACCUUUCCUCCCCGCAGGGGGGUGAAGGCGAUCUCUCCGGCACGUUCUUGGAUGAUUUCGAGGAGCUUUCGGGCAGUUUGGGCGGGCAGCAAGAUUUCUUUGAGGCUGCGACUGCAGCGGCGGAAGCUCCUCUGAGAGAGAUGGGUCUCGGGGAGGCGCAGCAUCAGGGGCUGGCGCAGCAUCAGGGGGUGGCGCUGCAGGCGCAACAUGGGGCGCAGCAAAAGCCAGAUAGAGCGCAGCAGCAGCGCCAAUCGGAGGCGCCGCACCUGGGGGAGGUGCAUUAUAAGGACGCGCUUUUGGAAGAGGCCUCAGCUCAGGAGGUGACUGGGGCAGGAGGAAAGGAGGCAGAAGAAACAUAUGAGGUGCAUCUGCGCGCCGCGGAUGCUUCCGCGCGCACGCCAACCUCCCCCAUGUCCCCCUUCUCCAUGGGCGGAAACGCUUCCCCCGGUUUAGACCAGCUCAUCGCCAGCGUCGCGCGGGGGGGGCAGCAGGGGCAGCAGGCGCAAUCACUGGCCAGCCUCGCCGCCGCGCUCGGCGGGCUUGGCGGGGGGGGACGCGGAAGCGGAAGCGGAAGGGCUGGCGGAACCGGCGGGUUAGGCGCAGCGGGGGGAAGGGGCGGCGGGGGGAUGAACGCGGCGGCGAUUGCCGCGGCGUUGGGGGCAUUGGCUGCGCCGGGGACCCCCGGGACUCCGAGCACCCCGCCAUCCCCGUCAGUGCAAGAUAUUGUAGCGAGGCUUCAGCUCUUAGCGGAGCUUCAGGCGGUCACCGGCGUGGCGCGAUCGCCGUCGACCCCGCCAAACCCGCUUCUGCAACAGCAGCAGCAGCAGCAGCGGCAGCAGCAGCAGCAGCAGCAGCGGCAGCAGCAGCAAAUGGGGCAGCGGUUGCCUCCGCAGCAGCCGCAGCGAAUGCAAAUGGACGAGCAGCAGCAGCAGCAGCAGCUGUUGGAUCAGCUCGUAACGGCCCUCACAGGCGGAGGGGGAGGCGGAGGAGGAGGGGCGGGACGUGGUGGUGGGGGAGGAGGGGGUGGAGGAGGGGCUGGGGCAGGAACAGGGGCAGGAGGAGGAGGGGGAGGGGGUGGAGGGGGGUUGGGAGUGGUUGGGGAUUCGCCAAGACAGAAUGCGCUGCUGAACCAGCUGCUCGGCGCGCUAGGCCAGGCCACUGCUCCGCGGGGAACGCCUCCGCAGCCCCGCCCGCGCCAGCAGCAGCAGCAGCAGCAGGCGCAGCAGCCGCUGCUGCAGCGCGCGCAGCAGUCCGCGCUUCAGCCUCCGCGGCCGGGGGGAGGCCCUUCCCCUUCCGCGGCGGCAGCUGCGGCGGCGGCGCUAGCAGCGGCGGCGGGAGGCGGGGACGGGGACAAGUAUGGGGUGCUGGAUAUGCUGCUGUGCGAGGCCUUGGCCGCAAAGCUGCAGGGACAAAGCCCGUCCGCGCCAACCAACCCCUCCCCCCUGGAGCGCCGCCAGUCCUCCUCGCGGAACCCCAGCUGGAAGGCGGGCGCGGGCGGAAGCUCCAAGGGGGGCGCGGGCGGAGGAGGCGGAGAAGGCGCAGGGGGAGUCGGCGGGGGGAAGGGCGGAGCGGAUGAGGGCAUGGGGAGGGCGGAUAGCGCACCUGAGGCAUCCGCGUUUAGCGUCAGUCAGGAUAGUAGCACAAGACCAACAGCAGAGGCAGCAGGCGGAGGGGGAGGUGGAGGCGCAGGGGGAGCUAGGGUUUCCGCCCAGGCCCCCGUUUCCCCAGGGCGGGGGGGGAUUGACCUUCCGCGCUCCCCCACCUCCGCCGCCUCCCCUGGUGGCGGAAGCGACUCCCAGGGGGAUCUUUUGAACCAGCUGCUGCAGCAGAAGCAGCAGCAGAUGCGCCAGCAGGGGGGGGGCGGGGGAGGGGGAACGGGGGCGUUUGGGGGAAGCCAGCCGCGCCAGAUGGGGGGGAAGCAGGCGCAGUCCAGUAGCAGUGGCGCGGGGAUAGGCGCGGGGGGGAGCAGCAGCGGCGCUAAGGGCGGAAAGGGCGGAAUGUCUGUAGAGGAAAAGGUACUGGCGGAGUUAGUAGCAGCAGCGGCUGCAGGGAAGGGGAAGAUGGGGGAGGCGUGGGGGUCUAUUCUCGCCCAGGCGCAAGCGGAUCUGGGGAACAUCGAGCUCUCUGAUUCGCUGGGCGCGGAAGGGGGCGGGCGUGGGGGAGUGGGGGGCGUGGGGAACGGCGGGGGGGAGGAUAUGCAGGAGGGGAGCCGAGGAGGCGGGGGAGGGGAGAUGGAGGUGGAUGGAAAGGGGAGAGGGACAGGAGCGAGUGGUGGGGGAGCGUUAGAGGAGUCAGCUCAAAGCAGGCCGGGAACAGGGCAAAGCCGGGGAGGGGGAGCAGCAGCAGCAGCAGCAGGAGGAGGAGCAGGAGGAGCAGCAGGGGGAUUAGGAGGCAGGCAGGCCACCAGCGAGAAAAAUAUAUUUAAUCUCCAAGCGAGUGCAGUGAAUGAUCUUUUAGAGGGGAUAAACAUAGCGGGAUUCGGCCUGAAUCUGGACACAUUAGAGUUUGACACGUCAGAAUCAGGCCAGUCCAGCUCAGUAUGCAUGAGCCCUGCCACAGCCGCAGAAGUCUCGGGCAGCAGAGCAAAACUUUCCUCCGCCAUGAGCCCUGCGGGGGCAGCAGCGGCUGGCAGCAGCCAAAAUCUUUUCGCGGGGAUGACCUCUAGGAGUCUCAACUCCCUUUCUCUGAAGAAAAACACCCCUGUGGGAGCCUCAGGCUCCCGUAGCGGCAUAGACGCAAAAGGAGGGGGAGUGCCCCUAGGGGGGGGUGUUCUAGGGGGUCCCCUGGCGGGUCGCGCUUCCAGCCUGAACGCUGCUCCCUCCCGAACGUCUCUACAGGACCCGAAUGGGGUCCCCCUGGGGGCUGGGUCUAAUGGGGAGCCCCUAGGAGCAGGAGGGUCGGCAGCAGGGGGAGCAGCAGGAGGAGGAGGAGGGGGAGGGGGAGGUGGGAGUGGGAAGGAGAAGGCACAGGGGCGGCCGGCGGGGUGGCACGUGGGGCUGGAGCUUCUUCCCCUAGACACGCCUAUAGGGGAUAUGCCUUCCACCGAGGUGUUUGAAAACUCUGGGAAACGCAGCCGCGUGGCUCUCUCUCACAUCCGCACCUCCAGCGGCAGCUCCUCCCUCCCAGAAUCCGAGCAGAAGCAGCUGUUAGAGUUUGCCAGAAGCAGUGGUGUGCUAGGGAACAGCCCGGGUGGUCCGGGCGGGGGUGGUGGGACUCCUGGCGGGGGUGCUGCUGGGCUGGCGGGCGGGUCGAAUUGUUCGUCUGCCCGGACGCUCAGUCCUGCGCUGAGCACGGAUUCCGGGCGGUCAGGUGGGGGGGAGAGCCCAGCUGGUGCGGCUGUUGGGGGGGGAAGUGGGGGGGCCCAGGGGGAGGCGUCUGGGGGAGAGGCGAAGAAGCAGAGGCAGAAGCGCGGGACGGCCACGGAUCCGCACUCAGUGGCAGCACGGCUUCGCCGGGACCGCAUCAGCCAGCGCAUGCGGGCGCUGUAUGACCUGGUGCCGAAUGCACGCAACACAGACACGGCAUCGAUGCUGGAUGAGGCCAUUCAAUACGUGCGCUCGCUGCAGGAGCAAGUGCAGACUCUGAAGAAGGAUAAGGGCGAGAGCCAGGGGACCUCGUCGGUCGGCACGGGCAGCCUGGGCCGGCCGGCAGACAGCAGCAAUGAGGGCGGCGAGGGCGGCACGAGCAGGAGCGCAGGGCAACAGAGCAUGGGGCAGAGCAUGGCACAGAGUAUGGGACAGAACCUCGCCCAGGCUGGGUAUGGAGGUACGGAGGACGGGUUUGGCUCGGAGAAUGAGGUAUGGGACGGGAGUGCGGCGCCUUCCCCCAUGGGCAGCGGAAUGGGCAGCGGAAUGGGCAGCCGAAAGGGUUCCAUGCAGCUUCUGGCUGAACAGCAAGGGAGUGGGGAGUUUGGGGGCGUGGGGCGGGUUGGAGAUGGGAAGGUGGAGGGAGGGUUGAGAGGGGUUGGGUUGGGUGUGGAAGGGUACAUGAAGGCUGAGCCAGAAAAUGAUGAUUUUGCUGAAGUUCAGGAGCUGGAGCUGGAGCAGCAGCAGCAGCAGCAGCAGCAGCAGCAGCAGCAGCAGCAGCAGCAGCAGCAUUAUAGUCACAACCAUCACAGUCACCAUGCACAUGCGCUAGCCCCCUCAGGCUCAGAUGUGGGUGUAACGGGUGCUGCUGCUGGCCUCUCACCACUAGUAGCGACAGCAGCAGUGGCUCCUGCUCAUGGGAGUGCUUUGGCAGGGGCUACUGGGGUGCUUGCGGCUGGUGGUUUGGUGGAUGGGGCAAAGGGCAGUAACCACGGUGCGCUUGUAACGGAAGCUGGUGGUGUUGCUGGUUUGGAGACUAUGAUAGUGGGUGGUGCGGAGGUGGAAUGGCCGAGUGAGAUUGAGUUGACUUUGGAAGAUAUGAACAUGGUGGACCUUGGUGGGUGGGACUUUGACUCCUGA
Molecule: messenger RNA, 5436 nt
Organism: Closterium sp. Naga37s-1
Lineage: Eukaryota; Viridiplantae; Streptophyta; Zygnematophyceae; Desmidiales; Closteriaceae
Source: the annotation of a GenBank genome assembly